Fonsecaea erecta is the source of this 570-nucleotide messenger RNA. RefSeq lists its product as hypothetical. The transcript has a single exon. The record is from RefSeq and is a predicted model, not a curated record. Lineage: Eukaryota; Fungi; Ascomycota; Eurotiomycetes; Chaetothyriales; Herpotrichiellaceae. Bases 1 to 570 code for a protein of 189 amino acids.
AUGUGCCAGAUCAAGCUCCCUGUCUGUCCCUACCCCGCCCACGAUCCGGUCUCCUCCCUUCUCUUCAACCCGAAGAACGCACCCUGGUGGGAAGUCUGCGACAAACCACGGCCCUGGGGUCGCCUCUCCUGCGGCGGGCUUGAGGUCUACCAUCCCGAACACCUGACUCAGUCCGAAAACAACCCGACCGUCGAUCUGGACACCGCCGAGCAACACGAAAAGCCAAACCAAGAGCCCGCCGGUCACGAAUCCACCCUACAGAACCUCAUCAAACCUGGAGAUGCCCACCAAGAACGAUUUCAGCAAAAGCCCUGCUGCAAAUGGUGCACAGCGGUUCUCAGACUGGCAGCAACAAAGUCGAAGGAGAUGCAGAAGCUGGCACGGGAGGAGAUGGCAGAGGUCGAGAAGAAGAUGGGUGACGACGCUGAAUUGAGGAAGAUGCGUGAGGAGAUUGCCAGCAGGGAGCAAGAAUUGGAUCGAAUGAGACACCGUGCUUGGAGAAAGUGCACCGUGCUAAUGGGUGGAUUGGUUGAGAAGUCGGGAGAAGACGAGACGCAAAGCUCAGUCUGA